Messenger RNA from Vespa velutina, 2349 nucleotides. RefSeq names its product serine/threonine-protein kinase Pink1, mitochondrial (gene Pink1). Gene Ontology annotation, biological process: positive regulation of mitochondrial fission; protein phosphorylation; regulation of apoptotic process. The record is from RefSeq and is a predicted model, not a curated record. The transcript has 7 exons. Gene Ontology annotation, molecular function: protein serine/threonine kinase activity; ATP binding. Lineage: Eukaryota; Metazoa; Arthropoda; Insecta; Hymenoptera; Vespidae. The coding region runs from base 194 to 2029 and encodes 611 amino acids. Gene Ontology annotation, cellular component: mitochondrion.
AUUUCAACGACGUAAUAAAGACGUAACGAACGAACCGUGAAAUGUAACGUGACAUUUUGGCACAUUUUAUCGUUAUACGAUAAAAAUCCUUUAGAAAAUAAUUUUGAUUAUUAUAAAGAUUUAAUUUCUUAACGUGAAGGUGUAUUCUUACGGAUUAGCCCGUUGGGCUCUUUCGGCCCAAGAGACUGGAGAGAUGUCGAUUCGGGCCGCAACUUAUCGUCUCAUACAAAAUGGUCGGGUCUUACUACGUACCCUUAGAAAUAAAGAAAAUUUAUGUUCUAACGAUUAUCCGAAGAAUUACCUCAACAAGAUACACGUUGUGCAAGUAGGCAAAUCCCAGGGCCAUCAGCCCCAAGGGAAUAGCACUAAUGUCUCCACAACAGGUAGACAUUUUGGGUUCUUGGGAUCCCAUGCAAGACGUUUAUUUGUUGAUAAUAUCUUAAAAAGAGUCACAAGUAGGCUUGCUGCUGAUUUACGAAAACGUGCAGCUAGACGUCUUGUGUUCGGUGAUUCUGCUCCAUUUUUUGCACUUGUUGGUACAUCGUUAGCAUCAGGAAGUGGAAUAUUAACGAAAGAUGAUGAAUUGGAAGGAGUUUGCUGGGAAAUUCGUGAAGCAAUGUCAAAAUUGCAAUGGAACUUGCCUCAAAAUGAUAAAAAUUAUGAUAUAACUAAAACCGAUGAAGAUGGUAUAAGUUUGAAAGAUUUUGAAAUUGGUCCUAUCAUUGCUAAAGGUUGCUCUGCUGCUGUAUAUUCAGCAAGAUAUAAAGAAACUACGCAUAUUGAAAACGUCAUUCAAUCAGAUACUAAUGGCAAGAAUAAAGAUGUACAUUUAUUUCCUUUGGCAUUAAAAAUGAUGUUCAAUUAUGAUGCAGAAUCAAAUGCAACAAUAAUACUUAGAGCUAUGUAUCGUGAAACUAUUCCUGCCAGGAAUCGGUAUAACAACGAAGAAUUAGCAGAAUGGGAACAAAGGAUGGCUGAAAAUAUGUCUGUGUUACCUCCUCAUCCUAAUAUUGUAGUAAUGUAUUCUGUAUUUGCUGAUACAGUCCCAGCUUUACCAGGGUCAUGGGUAAUAUAUCCUGAUGCUUUACCAGCACGAAUUAAUCCUCAUGGAUCUGGCAGAAAUAUGAGCCUUUUUUUGUUGAUGAAAAGAUACGACACUACUUUGAAAGAAUAUUUAUAUACACACACUGUGAAUAUACGCGAAUCAAUACUAUUAUUAGCUCAGCUAUUGGAAGGAAUUGCACACUUAAAUGCUCAUGGCAUAGCACACAGAGACCUCAAGAGUGAUAAUAUACUACUUGAUUUAUCAGAGGAGACUGAUAAUUGCCCUUCUUUGGUAAUCACUGAUUUUGGCUGUUGUUUAGCCGAUAAAACUUAUAGUUUAUAUAUGCCUUAUAAUACUGACAACAUCGACAAAGGUGGCAAUAUAGCACUAAUGGCACCAGAGGUUAUAUCAGCAAAACCAGGGCCUUUCACAAGUAUAAAUUAUACUAAAGCAGAUCUUUGGACUGCUGGCACUAUAGCUUAUGAAAUUUUUGGUGAAAAGAAUCCAUUCCUUGAAAGUUCUGAUGAAAAGGCUGUACUUAAAAAUCAUUGUUAUAAAGAGCAGCAUCUUCCUUCACUUUCAAAUGAUGUUCCAAAUAUUAUUGUUGCUUUGAUAAAUAAUAUGCUUUCGAGAAAUUUUUCUAAGAGACACACUACAGAAAUGGCAGCAACAAUAAUGCAAUUGUAUUUAUGGGCACCUAGUUCAUGGUUUAGAACUGAAGGCAAAGUACCUUCUAGUAAUGAAAUCAUGGAGUGGCUACUGUGUUUGACAACCAAAGUCCUUUGUGAAGGCCGUAAUAGUUCACUGUUAUUAAGAAAAACAUUAAAUGAUGAAAAUGAACAAAGUUCCUAUCGACAAUUGUUAUCAACACGUUCAUCUGGAAGACGCACAAUGCCAGAAUAUCAAUUGAUUGCCAGUUUUCUCGGUAGAGUUACUCUCUCAAAUGUUAGAAAUGCUUUACGAUGGAUACAAAAAAAUAUUUAAUAACUGUAUUGUUUUAAAACAAACAAUAUAAAGUUACUUACUUCUAUUAUUUAUAAAAACACACAAUUGUAUUACACAAAGAACUCUGUUUUAUUUAUAUGAUAUAGAACAGUUGUUAAUAAGAUCGAUAUUAGUCUUGAAACAUCAGUUGUGAAAAAUUUUUUAAUGUUUUAUCUUUACUAUUCUGCAAACAUAUUGUCGACUUUUGUUUUUUUUAAAGUAUAUUUUUGAUACUUCAAAGAAAACAAAAAAAAAGUUAAUGUGACGCUAUUACAUAUGUAAAAUAAAAAGCAAUAAUAAAAAUAACAAAUUUAAAAUUU